GAAAUCUGCAAGUAUCCGGAACAAUGGUCAAUCGAGGGGAGCGCAAAUUAUGAGGAAAAUGUUUCAAAUGCCAAGCAGCCCUGUCUGAGCCACGCGGAAUCCUGAAUUCUUGAAUAGAAACGAGCAGCGUCGUUCGGUACGGUGACUACGUCACUACGGUGAGAGGCGCCCAAAGGCUUUGCCGUCCCGGUCGCGGAAGGUCCAGAGUCAGAGCGCCCACCAAUAGAGGCAGUACCAGUAGGCUGGGUGGGUGUUUCUUUGCGGCACGACGCCAUCCUCAGGGCGUACUGGAAGGUGCUGAAGGUGGUGGAGAGCAGCAUGUUCGCUUUGCCGACUCGAUUCUUCGCCCUGAUCCGCGCUUCUUGGUGUCCACGCCACACGCGCGCACUGGGUCUCGCCACUCGCUUUGCCGCCUUGCCACUGACUGCCUCCGCCACUCAAGCAACCGUGCCUGCGUUGGUAUUUGUGGAGUGUCGCAUUCAAUGUUGCUGUGGCGAAGAAGACGCCAGAUCAAUUGGCGUGGCAAGCGGGGUGGACAUUUGCUAGUGCUGCGACCGCUGCGACUCUGUCAGUCGUUGUGGGGCGCUGCCACGCUUGUUGUGGCCAAGGCAUAAAGAGCGCCUGCGCUUCCGCUCCUGGACAGCGUCUCUUAUCAGCUCUUCUUUACCACAUCGACCCAUCAGCUGUUCUUUAGACUUUUCUCCCCUUGCAUUCAAGUACGCUGUUCAGCAAGCUGGCCUUGCACAUUCUAG
Molecule: messenger RNA, 752 nt
Organism: Ceraceosorus bombacis
Lineage: Eukaryota; Fungi; Basidiomycota; Exobasidiomycetes; Ceraceosorales; Ceraceosoraceae
Source: the annotation of a GenBank genome assembly